Scomber japonicus (chub mackerel) is the source of this 1570-nucleotide messenger RNA. RefSeq names its product alpha-2-HS-glycoprotein 1 (gene ahsgb). Lineage: Eukaryota; Metazoa; Chordata; Actinopteri; Scombriformes; Scombridae. Gene Ontology annotation, biological process: negative regulation of endopeptidase activity. The coding region runs from base 31 to 1167 and encodes 378 amino acids. The record is from RefSeq and is a predicted model, not a curated record. Gene Ontology annotation, molecular function: cysteine-type endopeptidase inhibitor activity. Gene Ontology annotation, cellular component: extracellular region. The transcript has 7 exons.
GUGGUCUGCUGUGGCUCUCUACUCUACACCAUGAAGCACAUCGAGCUGCUGCUGCUGUCCUCAGCAGUGCUGCUCUGCAGCGCUGCUCCAGCGGUGGAGUUGGUAACAUGCAGUGAAGACAGCGGUGCUGCGGCAGCACAUCUGGCAAUGCAUCACAUCAAUGAACGUCAUGACCAUGGCUACAAGUUCAGACUCAGCGAGACUCAAGAUAUCAAAGUGGUUACGGUCGAUGGGGACUGUGAUGUUGAGUUGCAGUUGAAGCUUCAGGAGACAAAGUGUCAUGUUGUUAAUCCCAAACCCUUUGAGGACUGUGAGAUCCGUGAAGAGCAUGAACGGGCGGUGAUGGCCAACUGCACUGUUAUGAUCACUGUGAAAAGUGGUGAUGCGAAAGUCACCAAAUAUGAAUGUGACACGAGGCAAGCAAAAACUAACGUGGAGAUGGUGAGGAUCUGCCCUGACUGUCCCUCGCUGAUUCCACUCAACAGUCCUGAAGCUAUGAGGUCUGUGGAUGAAACAGUGAAAAUAUUCAAUCAGAACACCUCCAACCAGCACUACUACAUCCUGCAGGAGGCUGGACGGGUUCUAUCUGGGUACAUGAUGAGAGCAGGGAUGGUGUACUAUCCUGAAGUUGUCCUUGUGGAGACUCAUUGCCCAAUGGGAUCCAGAAUACUUCCUGAGGCAUGCAAACCCCUCUGCCCUGACAGAGCUCAUCAUGCUGUUUGCAGUUCAUCCUAUUCUGCCAAAGAGGGACUCGGGUCUGUUGAGUGUGAAUUCUAUCCUCCAUCCAAUGUUACUGCCCUCAGCCCUGGUGAGCGGGAGCCUGUAUGUAGACCUCCAUAUCAUGUAGGCCCUCCGCUUCCUCCUGGUCAUGAAGGACCCCCUCCCCAUGCUGGCCAUGGACCCCCUCCCCCUAUCGGCCAUGGACCCCCUCCCCAUGCUGGCCAUGGACCCCCUCCCCAUGCUGGCCAUGGACCCCCUCCCCAUGCUGGCCAUGGACCCCCCCAUGUUGGUGGUAGAAGACCCCCUCCUGGUCAAGGAAGACCUCCCUUCACCCCCCCCCCAUCCCAUCACUGCUAUUCUCUGAACCUGCUCCAGUCUGACCCAGCUCUCCACCCAAUUUGCCCCUGGCCUCAUCCUGAACUGCACCCCCGUCCCAAACAUACCUAAAGAUAUACACACGAUGCCAUGUUAAGGUGAUUAGACAACAGCCUCUAAUGUAAGAAAUUCUAGCAUAUUAAAGCGCACAUGUAAAAAAACUGUUAAUUUGUGACUCAAACCUUUUCCACUGAGAUGUCUGAGAGACAUGAGUGAUAAAUUAAAAACAAAUGUUAGAUGAGUUGAUAUUCUGAUAUUAGUACUGUAAGUAAUACCGUGAUGAGGAUUGAAAAACAGUUUAUUAAAGACUAGACAUUGAAUACACACUAAAAUACAACAGAACAAAACACAAUAUCAACACUUCUUCAGGCUGGCAAACCUAAUGUAGGUUAUAUAUUAGGAAAAGUUCAUACUCCAUGAUCACUGAAACCCACCAUGCAGACAGUUUUAACAGCAUUUACUGAACCAACAAAUG